UCCCUUGUAAACGAACACGGAUUCGUUGAAGAAUUUUCAUUUGAUUCAUCAAUUAGAAAAAUCGACGAUUUCAAAUUUAACUUUAAACAGGAGGGAAAUGUUAAUGUUAACAACAACAAAAUAGGUUUAAAUGAUGCACAAGAAAGACGUAUGCUCAAGGACGGUGAAGUGAUAGUCCUAAAACCAGGAGACGCCGCGCAUUCGUUUAGCUUGUGGACACUCUCAGGAAAAUUUGACUAUCCCACCAAACAAUUUAAUAAGGUGCCUUUAAUAAUACAUUACUUUGACCCUACAAGUUCUGCUUUUCUGGACUGUUUAUGGAAUUCAGAUGAAGCACUUUUGCCAAUUGUUCAAAAUGAUACUAGAACACAUUUUCUUUUUAUUCCUUCUACUAACAAAGUACAUGCACAGUAUGGAGCAGAGUGGAUGUAUAACAGGAUAAAUACAUUAGUUAAAAGUAUUUCCAGGUCGGAGGCUGAGAGAAGGACCAAAAUGAACCAGUUUCACUUUUCAGUGCUUCCACUUUGGAAACUUGGGAAUUGGUUACCAACAUUACUGAGAGAAUGGGAGUGUGUUGAUCAUAACUGUGGAUAUGACCAAGUUCUUAUCCAGUCAGAUGCAUUAGAUUACCCUACUGUGCUAAAGAGGCUAGAUGCUCACUAUGAUUGGCUACCAAGUCCAGUAUCUGCAUUUGGAAACAAAACAUUGCCACUGAUUCUCACAAACUCAAAUGGAUGUCAGCCUACUAGUAGCGUGAAUGGUUCAGUUGCUCUUAUAACAACUGGGGGAUGUUCAUAUUUCAAAAAGAUGCAAGCGAUGCAUAAUUCAGGAGCUAUAGGAGUUUUAGUUAUGCAGAAUAAAACAGAACCACCACAAGACAUGAACUGUCAAGACAGUGAGUGUAGCAGCCCAGUACCAAUCCCUGCCAGCAUGAUUGAAAACUUCAAUUUUCCUCCCAAAUCUCAUCUCAAUAUUACAUUCCAGAACACACCCUCUCCAAACUUCUUUGCCGCCAUUGAUCCUCAAGGCUUACUACAGGAAGUUGGGUGGUUCCUCUAUCCUUCAAUGAGUUUCAUCAACUGGCAAACACAGUGGUUUCAAUACAAAGAAAAUUUGACCCGAAGAUUACAGAGACCAGCUCAGAUCAUCCAAGUUUUUAAGGAACAAGUCAUGCAGGGACAAGCUGGAGUGGUUGCCAACAUUUCUACAGCAGAGUUAACAAACUAUCAGGGAUUAGAACUGGACAUGUCUCUUUCUUGUCCUGGUGAUAAGGACACAACAUGUGGUCACUGGGAUCAUGGGAUCAGCCUCUUUGUUUGCUGUAAUCCUAAAUCCCCUCUUUGUGGAAUGGAGAUAGGAAGAUGGAUUAGUCCUUUCAGAAGGAGAAUUGGUCGCUGGCUAACUGACAUUUCUCCAUUGUUACCCGUGAUUCAGAACAACCAAUCAGCUAUCUGUAAAUUCACAAUGAAAACAGCACCCUGGGCAAUGCCAUGGAUACCUUCUCUGAACCUUAGACUUUAUAAAAGAAAUGACAGCAUUUCUCCUUCAGAAACUUUUGUGCUCUACCAGCCAGGUGCAACAUUUGACAUACAUUAUAAUUCUCAUUUCAAACCAUACAGCUUCACUCCUCCAAUAGAUGUCAAAAAGGUUGUGAUAUUUGCCGUGAUAACUGGUCAUGGAAGUGAUGAAAAUGGAUGUGGAGAAUUCUGUGUUACUUCUCAUCAUUUUUCUGUCAAUGGACAUAUCAAUAAUAUAACUUUCAGUGAAGCAGGAACUCCUCUUGGGUGUGCUAACCAAGUUUUAAAUGGUGUAGAACCCAAUGAACAUGGUACCUGGUUAUAUGGCAGAAAUGGUUGGUGUGAUGGAAGAAACGUGUUUCCAUGGGUUAUUGACAUUACUCAACAAGUUUCUCUUGGCAAAAACAAUCAAAUUACCUAUUUUGGGUGGUUCAAUGGAACAGUUCCAAAUCCCAAGCAAAAUCCAGGAAUGAUAUCAAUAUAUUCCUAUCUUGUUUAUUAUAGAUCAUGAUUGUAAAGUGAAAGUAAUUUAA
Molecule: messenger RNA, 2050 nt
Organism: Saccostrea echinata
Lineage: Eukaryota; Metazoa; Mollusca; Bivalvia; Ostreida; Ostreidae
Exons: 11
Coding region: 151-2028 (625 amino acids)
Molecular function (GO): oxidoreductase activity, acting on paired donors, with incorporation or reduction of molecular oxygen, reduced ascorbate as one donor, and incorporation of one atom of oxygen
Source: RefSeq, a predicted model, not a curated record